AUGGGUUUCUUCAGCAACAGAUACAUGUUCGCAGUGCACGUGCUCCAGAUCAUUCUGGUCCUGCUCGCCAUCGGUGGUUCAGUUGUCCGUCUCCUUAUCGUGAAAGUACCUGCAGGUGCUCCACGAAGCAGGGCAAACACCAUGGCACUAGGCAUGGGUGCCAAAUCGCUCAUAGUCAUCUUGUACCAAGUCUUGUCCGAACACACCGCGAUGUUCCGAAAAUGGGCUAGCCUGAAAGCGAACAUGAUCUUGAAUUGCAUGGAGAUCGUAUUCUGGGCUGCGGUAGUUUUUCUGAUGAUCCAAGCGAACCUGAAGUUCUGCGUCGGCACCAAUUGUAUACUGAGUUGGGUUGUGACUGGAGUUGCUGGUACACUGAGUACUGUUGCUGCAUACACAGCUAUUGUUUCCAUUAUGGAUUUCCGUUGUUUCAAGUCAACAGGCAUGCACCGUGGUAGCGAAGUCGAACUCAAAAACGAGCAAGUUGAAGAUGGACGAUCGAUGGACGAAGUGCGCCGGAAUUACUAA
Molecule: messenger RNA, 525 nt
Organism: Mollisia scopiformis
Lineage: Eukaryota; Fungi; Ascomycota; Leotiomycetes; Helotiales; Mollisiaceae
Exons: 3
Coding region: 1-525 (174 amino acids)
Source: RefSeq, a predicted model, not a curated record